This is a messenger RNA of Plutella xylostella (diamondback moth), 1891 nucleotides long. Its product is annotated as tubulin beta-1 chain. Lineage: Eukaryota; Metazoa; Arthropoda; Insecta; Lepidoptera; Plutellidae. The record is from RefSeq and is a predicted model, not a curated record. Gene Ontology annotation, molecular function: GTPase activity; structural constituent of cytoskeleton; GTP binding. Gene Ontology annotation, cellular component: microtubule. Gene Ontology annotation, biological process: microtubule-based process.
UGGAGAAACGAAAUCGCAUUUAUUCUUCGAGCAACCACGAAAGUACGUGGUGCGUGCGGAACAGAAUUUUAUAGUGUUAAGUAAUUUAUUAAGUUCAAAUCUAUCAAAAUGAGGGAAAUCGUGCACAUCCAGGCUGGUCAGUGCGGAAACCAAAUCGGAGCUAAGUUCUGGGAAAUCAUCUCCGACGAGCACGGCAUCGACCCCACCGGCGCCUACCAUGGCGACUCAGACCUGCAGCUGGAGCGCAUCAACGUCUACUACAAUGAGGCCUCCGGCGGCAAGUACGUGCCCCGCGCCAUCCUGGUGGACCUGGAGCCCGGCACCAUGGACUCUGUCCGCUCCGGACCUUUCGGACAAAUCUUCCGUCCGGACAACUUCGUGUUCGGACAGUCCGGCGCCGGCAACAACUGGGCCAAGGGUCACUACACCGAGGGCGCCGAGCUCGUAGACUCAGUGCUCGAUGUCGUACGCAAAGAGGCCGAGUCCUGCGACUGCCUGCAGGGAUUCCAGCUCACACACUCGCUCGGAGGCGGUACCGGCUCUGGAAUGGGAACACUCCUUAUCUCCAAAAUCCGUGAAGAAUACCCCGACAGAAUCAUGAACACAUACUCCGUAGUACCCUCACCUAAAGUUUCCGACACAGUAGUAGAACCUUACAACGCCACUCUCUCAGUCCACCAGCUAGUCGAAAACACAGACGAAACCUACUGUAUAGACAACGAAGCUCUCUAUGACAUCUGCUUCCGCACGCUCAAACUGUCCACACCCACGUACGGAGACCUCAACCACCUCGUGUCGCUCACCAUGUCCGGUGUCACCACCUGCCUGCGGUUCCCCGGUCAGCUGAACGCUGAUCUCCGCAAGCUGGCCGUCAACAUGGUUCCCUUCCCGCGUCUCCACUUCUUCAUGCCCGGGUUCGCGCCGCUCACGUCCCGCGGCAGCCAGCAGUACCGCGCGCUGACCGUGCCCGAGCUCACCCAGCAGAUGUUCGACGCCAAGAACAUGAUGGCGGCUUGCGACCCGCGCCACGGCCGCUACCUCACCGUGGCCGCCAUCUUCCGCGGACGCAUGUCCAUGAAGGAGGUCGACGAGCAGAUGCUCAACAUCCAGAACAAGAACUCGUCAUACUUCGUCGAAUGGAUCCCGAACAACGUGAAGACCGCCGUGUGUGACAUUCCCCCCCGUGGCCUCAAGAUGGCCGCCACCUUCAUCGGCAACUCCACCGCCAUCCAGGAGCUGUUCAAGCGCAUCUCGGAGCAGUUCACCGCUAUGUUCAGGCGCAAGGCUUUCUUGCAUUGGUACACGGGCGAGGGCAUGGACGAGAUGGAGUUCACUGAGGCGGAGAGCAACAUGAACGACCUGGUGUCGGAGUACCAGCAGUACCAGGAGGCCACGGCCGACGAGGACGCCGAGUUCGACGAGGAGCAGGAGCAGGAGAUCGAAGACAACUAGAUCCGCCCCUCCCCCCCCGCCCGCCACUCCUCAGGACUUCAGUUUCAUUUCUUAGCUUCCCCUCUCAUGUUGUCCUGCUACACCCCCCCACUCGGUAGGGAGCCCCAGAUGUUGUGACUGCAUCGUAUUACAUUCCCAGUGUUUUUCCUUGACCGAAGAGUCGUUCUCGGAUGUUUAUUAUCUAAUAAAUACAAGUCCUCUAGACGCGGCUUCUUCGCGUUCAUUUCUGGUGCUUGAAUACACUGAUGACACAAAAAAGGAAAAGAUCUUUUUUGAUAAGGCUGAACUUAAGUUUUUAAACCUAAGUUAUUUUAUAAUUGUUUAUAAUUUGUAUUAGCUUUUUGUUAAUAACAGCAUGCAUACGUACAACAUGUUUUCGAAGACGAUCAAAGUUUUAAUAAUAUUCCGCUGGUGAUUAAUUAAAACUGCAGUAAUUUUA